Messenger RNA from Gaeumannomyces tritici R3-111a-1, 2143 nucleotides. RefSeq lists its product as hypothetical. Gene Ontology annotation, molecular function: protein binding. Bases 822 to 1790 code for a protein of 322 amino acids. The record is from RefSeq and is a predicted model, not a curated record. The transcript has 4 exons. NCBI's taxonomy places the organism in Eukaryota, Fungi, Ascomycota, Sordariomycetes, Magnaporthales, Magnaporthaceae.
CCCAAAGACCCGACCUGCCGAGCGCCGAGCUUUGAGUGGAUGCGAAACACCCGUUUAUGCCGGAACCUGAGCGAGACUACCUACUAGCAGCCGGAGAGAGAACGAUACCCAACGCGGCCAAGUCAAGGCGCAGUCCGUAGGAUACCUUAGCGGGCGAGCUUCCGCCAAGCGCUUCCGCGCACGUUCAGCUCGCAGAUCCCCGAGUCGUAGCAACAGCUGGAGAACAGCAUGUGGUCGCCAGGGCAGCCAGGCUGAGACGCACGCGAUGCAUUCAAUCAUAUACGUACCUACGGCCCAAGCACCCAAUAGGCAGAUGAUGGAGAUACCUACACCCAAUGCCUGAUGCUCGGGCUGCUGCCCGGCUCCAUCUCCACGAGACGUUCGGAGAUAGAGGCCUUACAUACAGCACAAUCAUUAUUAAGGUGCGACGGGCACUCCCACCGUGCAGCGAUCUCCGUACCAUCCACUUAGGUUACGGAGCCCCGCAGGCAGCCUAGCCACGCAGCACUGAACGGAGAACACCGCAGGCGGGGUACUUAGCACAGCACGGCCAGCAAACGAAUGACGUCCCACGAGCCAGCCCAAAAUCCAUAGGUCGCAAGGCAACCGGGAUCCAGGCACCACACCCACCCCUACCAAGCCUCCAACGAUAUCGCCAAAUACGCAUCCUCGACUUCUGCCGCUGUUGGCACCGCUUAAGCCCGUCAUUUCAUUCGUUCGGCACACGGAGCCAAGCUGAGGCGCCUCAGCAAGGCCAAAAAUAAGCACUUUUGCCGUUGCCCUUCCAAACACCACCACCAGCCCCGCACCCAUCGCCCAACAUGGCUCCAUCGGACCUCAACCUGUUGAUCGAGAUGGGCUUCGAGCAGUCACGUGCCGAGCUCGCCGUGAAAAAGACAGGAGGACUCCAGGGCGCCCUUGAGUGGCUGGAGGUAAACCAGGACAAGCCACUAGAGGAGCUACAGGCCGGCACGUCUGCUGCGGCCGCCGACGAGGAGGAUGAGGACGAGGCUGGCGGGCCCAAGAUCGCCGGGGUCGACGAGGGUGAGACUGCUCAGUCGCUCGUUUGCAACGAGUGUGGCAAGAAGUUCCGCAACAGCGAUAUGGCCACAUUCCAUGCCACCAAGUCUGGCCACACCGACUUCUCCGAGUCUGCCGAGGCCAUGGCGGCCCUGACCGAGGAGCAAAAGAAGGAGCGCCUCGCAGAGUUGAGGGAGCAGCUCAAGACCAAGAAGGCCGUCCGGGGCGAGAAGGACAAGGAGGAUGCCAAGCGCAAUGAGCAAAUUCGGCAAAAGGCCACCAGGGAGACCCAGGACCUGAAGGAGGAGCUCGCGAGGAAGGAGCAGAUCAAGGAUGCGGCCAAGAAGAGGCAGGAGAAGCUGGACGACAUCGAGGCCAAGCGCCGCAUCAAGGCCAAGAUCGAGGCCGAUAAGGCCGAGCGGAAGCGUAAGGCCGACGAGGCCAAGGCCGCCAAGGGCGGCGCGUCCUCGGCAACCGCCGCCGCCGCCGCCCCGGCCGCGCCCGCGCCCGCGGCAGCCCCCCGGACCGUCAACCACACCGAAGCCAGGUUGCGGCUCCAGCUCCCCUCGGGCGGCAGCGUGCAAAAGACGUUCCCGGCCGAGGCGACGCUGUUCGAAGUAGCGCAGGCGCUGCAGGCCGACGACGGCGUCCCGCUUGUCGAGAGCUUCACGCUCACCUUCCCGCGCAAGGUCUUUGAGGGAGAUAUGGACUUCAGCAAGACCCUGCGCGAGGCGGGCCUGGUCCCUAGCGCCGUGUUGAUCGCGAAGUAGGGAACUGGGCAGCGGCCGGGAGAAAGCCUGCGCAGCUGCGCAUGAGGAAGACGAUGCUGCAAAGUGCGUGGUGCUGUGACGACAUCGACUUGAGCAUCUUGGUGAGUCAAGUGGAUAGAGUAGGCGCCAGUAGCAGCGGCAAGCUCUUGAAUAAAGCCAGAGCACAGGAUACCGGGGUGGCUUGGGCGAUAGUUCCAGGGCGAAUAAAUGAAAAAGAAUUCGAGUCCAUGAGAAGGCAUCACGGGACCGCAUAGUCACACAGUACGGCAUCUGCCUUGACAAUUGUGAGCAGGAAAAAAGCCCUGCUAAGUCACAUCCCAUUUUGGUCUCAGACGCCCAGAACCGAUCCGUAG